CGUUUCUCAUGUUUAUCGUGUAAACGAAUGAUACCGUUUCAAGAAAAUUUUAUAUAUGUAAUUCAUAGAUUAUUAAAUAAUACAUAUGUGAAUUUGAAAUGUUAUUUAUAAAAUUAUGAAUUCUACUACUUUGUCAUCUGGAACUUUGAGUCAUUCGCCAGGACAAAGAGGUACAGAAUCCCAAGAUUCAGAAUUAACCUCUGUUGGAAAUCAAACUUCGAAAAUAUUGAAUCAAAUGAAAUCUGAGUUACAAGAACAAAAACAACAGGAUCGUUUACUUCGAGAGUUACAUUUAAAACGUGUUCAAUCAUUAAGAAAAGAAUUAGAUUAUAUUAAAGCAACAGAGUGGAGAUAUCAACCAAUCGAUCGGUAUAUGGAUAGAAAUAGUAGAAAUUAAAUAUGUUUUCAUUUAUAUAUACACUUAUAAAAUAUACUAUAGGAAAUAAAUCAUCAAUUAAAAAUGAAUCAGAUGAAAUAAAUAAUGUUAUAGCACGCAUUGAAAAUGCUUAUGAAAAAGAAAUACAAGAAGAUGAAUAUUUUAAUAAAGAUGCUAAUUAUUAUAAAAUAGGAAAUAUUACUUUAAUUGACACAGAUUAUGUAGUAGUUGAUGAUUUUUAUAUUUGUGAUAGAGUGAAUAUUUCUAUAGAUAACUUAAAAGUAGGUGAUAGAGUUUAUUAUUUGCUUUUCCAAGACAAUCAUGGAACAGGAUAUAAAAUAAAAAAGAUUAUUUCUGUGAUAGAUGAAUCAUGGGAUAAUGAAAUAAAUGUUAUUAAACCUCAAACAUUAACAAAAUGUAUAAUUGGAAAAGUUACAGAACGUAAAAAUCGAUUAUUAAUUGUAGAACCUAAUAAUAUUAUUGUUGAUUUAAACAAAGUACAAUCUGAAUUUAUUCCUGUAAUUGGAGAUUGGUUAAAAUUAGAAUCAGAAGUAGAGAUUGAUGAAAUUUCUUAUAAUUUUAGUGGAGAAAUUUUGGAGAUAAAAAAAAUACAACCUCUACGAUCUAAGUUAAACAUUGGAAUUGUAUCUUGUUUUGACCCAAUUAAAGAAAUUGGUGUUAUUGGAAAAGAUACUGUAUUUAAUAAAAGGAUAUGUGAUACUGGCUAUAUUCCUUGUGUUGGUGAUAAAGUAAUAAAUGACAGUAUUGAGAGUGAUCAAGGAAUUUAUACAUGGAGAUCAUUAACAGUAGUUCCAGUGAUUCAGACUUCUAUAAAAAAAAUGAAAUUACCAAUGUUAUAUAAUACCUUUACAUCAAAAAAAAAUUUAAAUGAACUUGCAAAAGAUAAAUGUGGUAUUGUUAUCAGUGAUAAUAUAAACAUUGAUUUAAAUAUAGAAGAAGAAAAAAAUGUAACAGUUAUUGUAGAAAAUGUAGGUAAUACUACUCAUGUAUUGUGCAAAGGUUGUUUUAUGAUAAAAAAAGCCCAUUCUCAAUUAACUUUGAUGCAACCAAUUAUUCCUAACACAAUCUUAAAUCCUUCUGAUAAAUUAAUUUAUAUAUUUAAGUGCACAGCAAAAUUUAUUGGUAUAAGCAAAGAAUUAUUUAUCUUUAAUUUUAAAGAUUUUGAAAUCGGACGAAUUUUUAAUAUUACUAUUAAACCUAAAACUAUAAAAAAUAAAUCAUAUAGUAAAAAUAAUAAUGUUAAUAUCAAUUAUAUGUCAAACUUGGAUGAAUGGAAUGAAGCUACAUACAUUCCAGGUAUUCGUCCAUGUAAACCACCAUCAUUUAUUAAAGUACGAAAUAUGAUAUUUAAAGUUCCUAAACAUUAUUGGGAUAUAAUAUCAAAAUGUAUAAAUGAAGGAAAAUCACAAACUGAAAGUGAAUAUGAUAUAGGAAAUGCUAUACCUUGUUUAUUAAAUAGACUUUGUUUUGAAUCAUAUAAAGAUCGUUUUCAUGCAUUAUUAUAUUUAGAAGAAAUUGCACAAACAAUAAACUUGCAACAAUAUAAUAUAGAUAGUACAAUUAUGAGACGUUGUGGAGAAUAUUUGGUUAUGGAAGUACCAGGACUUGCAGAAAAACGUCCAUCUCUUUUGGUUGGUGAUAGAGCUAUAGUAUCUUUCAAAUGGGAUAGUUCUCAAGGAAAAUUAAAAUAUGAAGGAUUUAUUCACAAAAUUACAAAUUUGGAAAUUUUUUUGAAAUUUAAUUACAAAUUUCAUCAAGAAUAUAAUUAUGAUGAUUGUCAAGUAUCAUUUAAAUGUUCACAAUCUGUCAUGCAACGUUGUCAUAAUGCAAUUAAUAUGGCUGUACAUCGUCUUGGUCAAAAUUUUUUGUUUCCUACUCAUGUAAUAGAAAAAGAAUCUCAAUUAGAUAUUGAAGAAUUUGAAAUAAAAAAUAACUCAAUUUUUAAACAGACUCAUCAACGGACUAAUUCUGUAUCAUCAGAAUCUUCUUCUACUAGUACUACAUCUACAAGUAAUAAAUCUAAUGGUACAACAAAAUCGUUUACAAAAAUGUCAGUUGUACAACGAUUAUUUAAUGUUGAACCAAUUGAGCAAAAUCUAGCAAUGAAAUCUGAUAUAAUUGUAAAAAAUGAAUAUAUUAAAACAAAAGAUGAAAUGAAUGUUAUUAAAGAUGCAAUGCAUGAAUUGCCAGAUUCAAAUUCUUCUUAUAAUAUUGAAUUACAGCCAAUUAUUUCACAAGUACGAAAACGAAAAUUGCAUUGGUUUAAUAAAAAUUUAAAUUACUAUCAGAAAGAAGCUGUAAAAAAUAUCUUAAAAGGACAUGCACGACCAUUACCUUAUGUGAUUUUUGGACCACCUGGUACAGGAAAAACCAUUACUCUUUGUGAAACAAUUCUGCAAAUUUUAUCAAUUAUACCUGAAAGUCGAUUAUUAGUUGCAACACCAUCUAAUAGUUCGGCAAAUCUUAUAGCAGAAAGACUUUUAGAUAGUGGUGUACUUAAACCUGGUGAUAUGGUACGACUUAUAGCUUAUCAUUGCUUGGGUAAUGAUUCCAUACCCAAUAAAUUAUUACCAUACUGUGCCACUGCAGAAUUAGCAGAUGAAACAACAGUUGAAAAAAUAAAAUAUAAUGGAGUAGGACCAAAAUUAAAUUGUACUAUGAGUAUACUUGGACGCCAUAGAAUUACUAUUGGUACCUGUAUUGCAUUGGGAAUAUUAAAUAAUAUGGGUUUUCCUCGUGGACAUUUUUCACAUGUACUAGUUGAUGAAGCAGGUCAAGCAACAGAACCAGAGAUUAUGAUUCCACUUAAUUUUAUUCAUUCUGAUUAUGGACAAGUAGUUCUCGCAGGCGAUCCAUUACAACUCGGACCAAUUGUACAAAGUGGAAUAGCAAAAAAUUUUGGUUUAGACGAGUCAUUUUUAUUAAGAUUGUUACGUCAUUUUCCUUAUCAAAGAGAUCCUAAUGGAUUUGAAACACAUUAUGAUCCUCGACUUGUCACGAAACUUAUUGUAAAUUAUCGAAGUUUACCAGAAAUACUCGAAUUAUCAAGUUCAUUAUUUUAUGAUUCUGAAUUAAAAGCACAGAUAUCUUCUAAAAAAAGUAAAGAAGCAAAACUUUUACAAACAUUAGCUUCUGAAUUGCCAAAAAGAAAAGGUAUUCCACCAGCUAUAGUUUUUCAUGGUGUAAAUGGUGAAAAUUGUAAAGACAACGAUAGUCCAAGUUGGUAUAAUCCUGAAGAAGCAACUCAAGUAUAUCUUUAUUUGUUAAAGUUAUAUAAAUGCGGUCUUUCACCCGAUGAUAUUGGAAUUAUAACUCCUUAUCAAAAACAGGUUCUUCAAAUUCGUGAAUUACUCAUGGAAUUAAAUAUAGAAUUACCAAAAAUUAGUAGCGUUGAAGGAUUUCAAGGUCAAGAGCGCAAUGUUAUCAUUAUUUCAGCUGUACGAUCUUCAACUAAUUUUGUAAAUGAAGAUAUUAAACAUUCUCUUGGAUUUGUUGCUUGUCCUCGAAGACUUAAUGUGGCAGUUACUCGAGCUCGUGUUUUAGUUAUUAUCUUAGGAAAUCCCAAACUUUUGGCACAAGAUCCAUAUUGGAAAAGCGUUUUAAUAUAUUGUAUUAAUCAAGAUUCUUAUACUGGAUGUAGUUUCGGUUUUUCCAAUAUGGAAGAUUCUUGGAUAGAAGCAAAUAAUUUUUUUAUUAAUGAUGAAAUAAACAAAUCAUGAUGAUUUAUGGCAAUAUUCAUUAAUUAUAUCUUUUUUAUAUCUAUCGCAUAAAAUAUCUGUUAUUAAAUUAUAAAAUUACAUUUUAUCAAAUAUACAGUAUUUUAUGUUCAUAUAUGUUUUUAGGAAGGAAUAAAUAAUAUUGUUGAUAUUAUGA
Molecule: messenger RNA, 4270 nt
Organism: Apis dorsata (giant honeybee)
Lineage: Eukaryota; Metazoa; Arthropoda; Insecta; Hymenoptera; Apidae
Gene: armi
Product: probable RNA helicase armi
Exons: 7
Coding region: 400-4116 (1238 amino acids)
Molecular function (GO): helicase activity
Source: RefSeq, a predicted model, not a curated record